AUGAAUCUUAUUCAACUUGAUCAAAAUAUCUUUCAGUACAGAGUUGUGGAAGAAAUUAGUGCUAUGGAAUCCUUGCAAUAUGACUUCAAUAGCAUUAGAAUUGCAACCAAUAACUUCUCCGAUGCUAAUAAGCUUGGACAAGGUGGAUUUGGUGCUGUUUAUAAGGGUAGGUUUCCAAAUGGAAAAGAAAUAGCUGUGAAGAGGUUGUAUAAGAAUUCUUCACAAGGAGAACUAGAGUUUAAAAAUGAGGUUAUGCUGCUGGCCAAGCUUCAACAUAGGAAUUUGGUUAAGCUCUUGGGAUUUGGCCUAGAAAGAAUAGAAAAAAUUCUCAGCUAUGAGUUCGUAACAAACUUGAGCCUCAAUCAGUUCAUAUUUGGGACAAUUUGGGAAGAUUUAUUCUAUUUUGAUAUUGAUUCAACCAGAGACAUGGAUAAACCUGCAGAUUCCAUCAAUCAUGCACAUUUGGAUUGGGAUGGACGUUACAAGAUCAUAGGAGGUCUAGCUCGGGGACUUUUAUAUCUUCAUGAAGAUUCACGCCUCCGAAUUAUUCAUCGUGAUCUCCAAACCAACAAUGUUCUGUUUAAUCCACCCAAAAAAAACAAUGUUCUGUUAGAUGCAGAGAUGAAGCCCAAAAUUUCAGAUUUUGACUUGGCAAGAUUUUUGUGCUAG
Molecule: messenger RNA, 669 nt
Organism: Camellia sinensis
Lineage: Eukaryota; Viridiplantae; Streptophyta; Magnoliopsida; Ericales; Theaceae
Source: RefSeq, a predicted model, not a curated record